This is a messenger RNA of Myodes glareolus (Bank vole), 4197 nucleotides long. Lineage: Eukaryota; Metazoa; Chordata; Mammalia; Rodentia; Cricetidae. The record is from RefSeq and is a predicted model, not a curated record.
GCCGCCUCCAGUCGCCUGGCUUUUCGCCCUGCGGUGCCCGGCCCUUCCCCAUGCUAGCACCUCGGACUACGGAAAACGGGGUCCCCAUGUCCCAAACCGAGGCUGACUUGGCUCUGCGGCCGCCGCCGGCUCUCACCUCCUCGGGGCCAACCCGCUUGGGGCCACCUCCUCGGCGAGUGCGCCGCUUCUCUGGGAAGGCUGAGCCCCGACCCCGCUCUUCACGACCGAACCGCCGCAGCUCAGUCGAUUUGGGACUGCUGAGCUCCUGGUCUCAACCAGUGUCACUCCUUCCGGAACCCCCCGAUCCUCCGGACCCCGCUGGCCACACGAAGAGCCCACCUCCUAGCGCCAAAGAAACCUCCGAGGGCACAUGGACCGGGGCAGCCCUGGUGAAGGCUGCAGACUCGGCAAGUCCUGAGCUCACGAUACCUUCGGGAGGUCUCGGGUCCCGGGAACCACCGAGACUUCUUGAUGCUGCAGCCCGGGAGCGGCGGCGGGAGCAGGAAGAGAAAGAGGACACAGAGACCCAGGCUGUGGCAACGUCUCCAGACGGCCGAUACCUCAAGUUUGACAUUGAGAUUGGAAGAGGCUCCUUCAAGACGGUGUAUCGAGGGCUAGACACCGACACCACGGUAGAGGUGGCCUGGUGUGAACUGCAGACUCGGAAACUAUCUCGAGCGGAACGGCAGCGAUUCUCCGAGGAGGUUGAGAUGCUUAAGGGGCUACAGCACCCCAACAUCGUCCGCUUCUAUGACUCGUGGAAGUCGGUGCUGAGGGGCCAGGUUUGCAUCGUACUGGUCACUGAACUCAUGACCUCCGGCACGCUCAAGACGUACCUGAGGCGGUUCCGCGAAAUGAAGCCCCGAGUCCUUCAGCGCUGGAGUCGCCAAAUCUUGAGGGGACUUCAUUUCCUACAUUCCCGAGUGCCCCCCAUCCUGCACCGAGAUCUCAAGUGUGACAACGUUUUCAUUACCGGCCCUUCAGGCUCGGUCAAAAUCGGAGAUCUUGGACUGGCCACGCUCAAGCGCGCCUCCUUUGCCAAGAGCGUCAUCGGGACCCCGGAAUUUAUGGCCCCCGAGAUGUAUGAGGAAAAGUACGACGAGGCGGUGGACGUGUACGCCUUUGGCAUGUGCAUGCUGGAGAUGGCUACAUCGGAGUAUCCCUACUCUGAGUGCCAGAACGCAGCACAAAUCUACCGCAAGGUCACGUCGGGCACAAAGCCCAACAGCUUCUACAAGGUGAAGAUGCCGGAGGUGAAGGAGAUCAUUGAAGGCUGCAUCCGCACGGAUAAGAAUGAGAGGUUCACCAUUCAGGAUCUCCUGGCCCACGCGUUCUUCCGCGAGGAACGAGGUGUGCACGUGGAGCUGGCAGAAGAGGAUGACGGCGAGAAGCCGGGUCUCAAACUCUGGCUGCGCAUGGAGGAUGCGCGGCGCGGGGGGCGCCCACGGGACAACCAGGCCAUCGAGUUCCUGUUCCAGCUUGGCCGGGACGCUGCUGAGGAGGUGGCUCAGGAGAUGGUAGCCUUGGGCUUAGUUUGCGAAGCUGACUACCAGCCAGUGGCCCGUGCAGUCCGGGAACGGGUUGCUGCCAUUCAGCGGAAGCGGGAGAAGCUUCGAAAAGCUAGGGAGUUGAAGGUUCUUCCACAGGAGUCAGGACCUCCUCCAGCAACUGUGUCCAUGGCUCCUGGUGCCACCAGUGCCUUCCCCCCGGAGCCCGAGGAACCAGAGGCUGACCAGCACCAAUCCUUCCUCUUCCGCCAUGCUAGCUACUCAUCUACCACCUCUGAUUGCGAGACUGAUGGCUACCUCAGCUCCUCCGGCUUCCUGGAUGCCUCAGACCCUGCCCUUCAGCCCCCCGUGGGGGUGCCAUCCAGCCCUGCUGAGUCCCAUCUCUGCUUGCCCUCGGGUUUCGCCUUGUCCAUUCCACGCUCUGGCCCUGGCAGUGACUUUUCUCCUGGGGAUAGCUGUGCCUCAGAUGCAGCAUCAGGCCUCAGUGACAUGGGAGAAGGGGGGCAGACGAGGAAACCUCCAGUGAAGAGCCUUCGUCGGAGACCCCGAUCCCGGCUGCGGGUCACUAGUGUCUCAGACCAGAAUGACAGAGUUGUGGAGUGCCAGCUACAGACCCACAACAGCAAGAUGGUGACCUUCCGAUUUGAUCUGGAUGGGGACAGCCCGGAGGAGAUUGCAGCGGCCAUGGUGUACAAUGAGUUCAUUCUGCCCUCGGAGCGAGAUGGAUUCCUGAGCAGGAUCCGAGAGAUUAUCCAGCGAGUGGAGACCCUGCUGAAGAGAGAUCCUGGUCCUCCGGAGACUGCUGAACAUGCCCUGAGCCCUCAGGCAGAGCCAGCAGCACCGCCUGCCCUCCCAGGCCCACCAAAUGCAGAGCCCCAGAGAAGCAUCUCCCCAGAACAGAGGAGCUGGGCAGCCUUCUCUACCUCUCCAUCUUCUCCUGGAACCCCCAUGUCCCCUGGAACCCCAUUUUCCCUUGGGACGCCCCCUGUCUUCCCAUGCCCCAUCUUUCCAAUCCCUUCACCCUCAUGCCAUCCCUGCCCAUUCUCCCAGGUCUCUUCAAAUCCCUGUCCGCAGACCCCCAGCUCCCCACCUCCACCCUUUGCCAGUGCUCCUCACUUCCCACUCCCAUCCUCUCACCUCCCUGUGAGUGCCCUCCCCACUAGCUCUUCUCACCCAUUCCCUCCUAGUUGUUCCCAAGUUACUCUUAGCCCCUCUCCUCCCCCCCUCCCCGCUACCACAGCAGGCCCCCUCCUCUCUCUGGCUAGUGCCUUCUCUCUGGCUGUGAUGACUGUGGCCCAGUCCCUGUUGUCCCCUUCCCCUGGGCUUCUUUCUCAGUCUCCUCCAGGUCCCUUGCCUAGCCUGCCCCUUCCCCUUGCUUCUUGUGGCCAGGAGAGCCUUUUACCCCAAAUGGCUGAGACACAGAGUGAGGCUUCCCAAAACGCUGCUCAGCCACUACUGGGCGAAGCUAGACUGGCACCCAUCUCUGAAGAGGGGAAGCCCCAGCUUGUUGGGCGGUUCCAAGUGACUUCAUCCAAGGAACCAGCAGAGCUGCCCCUGCAGCCAGCACCCCCAACUCUCUCCAGUUCCCUAAAGCUUCCAACCCCUCAGCUGACCUCGGAGAGCUCAGACACAGAGGACAGUGCCGCCGGAGGACCAGAGACCAGGGAGGCCCUGGCAGAGAGUGACCGUGCAGCCGAGGGCCUAGGGGUGGCAAUCGAAGAGGAAGGGAAUGACGGGGCCCGGACUGGGGGAAGUUCCCCACUCUUGAGUCAUCCCAGCCCAGUGUGGAUGAACUACUCCUACAGCAGCCUGUGUCUGAGCAGCGAGGAGUCAGAGAGCAGCGGGGAGGAUGAGGAGUUCUGGGCUGAGCUGCAGACUCUUCGGCAGAAACACUUAUCGGAAGUGGAGGCACUGCAGACCCUACAGAAGAAAGAAAUCGAGGACUUGUACAGCCGGCUGGGGAAGCAGCCCCCACCUGGUAUCGUAGCCCCAGCUGCUAUGCUGUCCAGCCGCCAGCGCCGCCUCUCCAAGGGCAGCUUCCCCACCUCCCGCCGCAACAGCCUGCAGCGCUCUGACCUCCCUGGCCCUGAGCUCUCCCUCCCUGCUCCCAGGCAUCAUGCGAAGGAACUCCCUGAGUGGCAGCAGCACCGGCUCCCAGGAGCAGCGGGCAAGCAAGGGGGUGACAUUCGCCGGGGAUGUUGGCAGGAUGGUGAGGGCGGGCCCAAAGGAGGGCGAGCCCAGGGAAUGGUGACUGGCAGCAGCUUUGCCUUCCCCCACCUUUGGGUGUUUCCUCAGCAUUUUUCUUUUCCCCUCCAGUGAAUUCAGAACAGAAGUCCUAUGUCUCCCCAACACCAGGGCCCACCGUGGCUCUCAGAAUCUGAUGCUUUUGUGACCAACUGAACUCAGCACAGAACAGCCCAGCACUGAGGGUGUAGAAGGCCUGGGGGCAUGGAAAGUGCGAUUGUGUUAUCCUGAAGAGAGUCAAACAAUGUGGGGGCUCUGCUGUGUGGAAAUGUCACUUCUGUCCCUACCCCACCUUCGUCUUUGCUCCUCCCCAGGCAAGGGCUAACCACUAAGCAAUCCCACUCAAGUCCAGAUGCUUCUAGAAGGCCAGCUUCCAGCUGGGAGUGUAGCAGGUGUGCUCACACCUCCAAAGUGAACAGCAAUCAAUAAAAAUACUGGGAAGGAU